Messenger RNA from Sphenostylis stenocarpa, 3252 nucleotides. NCBI's taxonomy places the organism in Eukaryota, Viridiplantae, Streptophyta, Magnoliopsida, Fabales, Fabaceae. The record is from the annotation of a GenBank genome assembly.
AUGAGUUUCUCCAAGGGUUCUCCUGGCAGCCAGACGCCGGCCGAUAUAGAGGCUGGGUCUCCCGCUGGCUGCUCUGCUGAUUUUGAUGAUGGAGAAUUUUCUGCUGAUCCAUUUGAUGUUACCAGAACAAAAAAUGCUCCGGUUCAACGCCUCAGGCGCUGGAGGAGCAGGCGCCAGGGAAGUACUGGAUUGAGACAAGCGGCACUUGUGCUCAAUGCUUCUCGUCGAUUUCGUUACACCUUGGACUUAAAGAAAGAAGAAGAGAAGAAGCGAUUAUUAAGAAUUAUUAUAAUGCAUACACGGGUCAUUCAAGCUGCAUAUCUAUUCAAGAAAGCUGCGCAAAUGAAUGGACUAGGAACUAUAAAACCUGAUUCAAGCUCCAGUGGAGAAUUUUUAAUUGGACUAGAACAACUUUGUUCAAUUUCAAGAGACCGUGAUACUACGGCUCUGCGAGAAAAUGGAGGGGUUGUAGGGUUAUCAAAUUUGUUGAAAACCAAUUUAGAGAAGGGGAUUCGACGUGAUGAUGCUGACUUGGUAAAACGGAGGACUGCAUUUGGCUCCAACAACUAUCCUCGAAAGAGUGGAAGAAGUUUAUUGAUGUUUAUGUGGGAUGCUUGCAAGGAUCUGACCUUGAUUAUUUUAAUGGUAGCUGCAAUGGCUUCAUUAGCACUGGGGAUAAAAUCCGAGGGUAUCAAGGAAGGAUGGUAUGAUGGGGGAAGUAUUUCUUUUGCAGUUAUUCUUGUUAUUCUUGUUACAGCUAUAAGUGAUUAUAAACAGUCUCUUCAGUUUCGAGAUCUAAAUGAGCACAAGAGAAACAUACAUUUAGAGAAGGUUAUUCGAGAUGGUAGAAGAGUUGAGAUCUCCAUAUAUGAUGUUGUUGUUGGUGAUGUUAUACCCCUUAACAUCGGUAACCAGGUCCCUGCUGAUGGAGUUUUGAUCACUGGUCACUCUCUUGCAAUUGAUGAAUCAAGUAUGACUGGGGAGAGCAAGAUUGUCGAAAAAAAUUCUAAAGAUCCUUUUCUGAUUUCUGGAUGUAAAGUUGCAGAUGGCAGUGGAACUAUGUUGGUAACAGCUGUUGGUAUUAAUACUGAAUGGGGGCUUCUAAUGGCUAGCAUUUCAGAAGACAAUGGUGAAGAAACACCUUUGCAGGUACGCUUAAAUGGUCUCGCUACCUUAAUUGGUAUUAUUGGACUCUCUGUGGCUAUUAUUGUUCUGAUAGUGCUACUGGCCAGGUAUUUCUCAGGGCAUACUAGAAACUCAGAUGGAAGUGUUCAAUUUAUAGCGGGCAAAACAAAAGUUGGUAAUGCUAUUGAUGGAGUGAUUAAAGUAUUCACUGUUGCGGUCACCAUUGUAGUGGUUGCAGUGCCUGAAGGGCUGCCUUUAGCAGUCACCUUAACACUUGCCUACUCAAUGAAGAAAAUGAUGGCAGAUAAAGCCUUGGUAAGGAGGCUCUCUGCCUGUGAGACAAUGGGGUCAGCCACAACCAUCUGCAGUGAUAAGACUGGAACAUUGACUAUGAAUCAGAUGACUGUGGUUGAGGCUUGCAUUGGUGGGAAGAAGAUUACUCCUCCUGACGAUGCAGGACAGUUCCCUCCUUUGCUAUGCUCUUUGCUGAUUGAAGGUGUUGCACAGAACACUAAUGGAAGUGUUUAUGUCCCUGAGGGUGGUAAUGAUGUUGAGAUUUCUGGAUCACCAACCGAAAAGGCAAUUUUAGAGUGGGGAAUUAAGCUUGGGAUGCGUUUUGAUGCUCUCAGAUCAGAAUCAUCAAUUAUUCAUGUCUUCCCAUUUAAUUCAGACAAAAAACGAGGAGGAGUUGCAAUAAUGCUGCCUGACUCUAAAAUCCAUAUACAUUGGAAAGGUGCUGCUGAGAUAGUCCUAGCUAGUUGUACACGGUAUAUUGAUCUUAAUGAUCAGUGGGUGGAGAUGGAUGAAGAGAAGAUGUCAUAUUUUAAAAAUGUUAUUGAAGAUAUGGCUGCUGAUAGUCUACGCUGUGUUGCAAUUGCAUAUACAUCAUAUGAAAUGGAGAAUGUUCCAACUAGCGAAGAACUUGCUCACUGGUCAUUACCAGAGGAUGAUCUUGUUUUAUUGGCUAUUAUUGGCCUGAAGGAUCCUUGUCGACCUGGGGUCAAAGAUGCAGUGCAGCUUUGCCAAAAGGCUGGGAUUAAGGUAAAAAUGGUCACUGGUGACAAUGUUAAAACUGCAAAAGCAAUUUCUAUGGAAUGUGGAAUUCUUGGUUCAAGCUCUGAUGCUACAGAGCCAAUCAUAAUUGAAGGAAAAAGAUUUCGUGCCUUGACAGAUAAAGGGAGAGAAGAAAUUGUUGACAGCAUAUUGGUUAUGGGACGGUCAUCCCCUAAUGACAAGCUUUUGCUUGUGCAAGCGUUGAGGAGGAAGGGGCAUGUUGUGGCUGUAACUGGAGAUGGAACAAAUGAUGCUCCCGCACUACAUGAGGCCGAUAUUGGUCUUGCAAUGGGUAUCCAAGGAACGGAAGUUGCUAAAGAGAGCUCUGAUAUCAUUAUUUUGGAUGACAAUUUUGCUUCAGUUGUGAAGGUUGUCAAAUGGGGGCGGUCUGUAUAUGCAAAUAUUCAGAAAUUUAUCCAGUUUCAGCUUACUGUCAAUAUAGCAGCACUUGCUAUAAAUCUUGUUGCUGCAUUUUCCACUGGUGAAAUCCCAUUAAAUACAGUACAGCUUCUCUGGGUAAAUCUUAUCAUGGAUACUCUUGGAGCAUUAGCCUUGGCAACUGAACCACCAACUGAUUCCUUGAUGGAUCAAGAUCCAAUGGGCCGAAGAGAACCUCUUGUAUCAAAUAUUAUGUGGAGGAAUCUGCUGAUACAGGCAAUGUAUCAAGUUUCUGUCUUGCUUAUACUUAAUUUCCAAGGUGUUAAGUUACUGGGUUUGAGGGAUGAGCCCAACCGCCCUGCAACCAGAGUGAAGAAUUCUCUUAUAUUCAAUGCGUUUGUUUUUUGUCAAGUGUUUAAUGAAUUUAAUGCCCGAAAUCCAGUUGAAAUCAACAUAUUCAAGGGAGUCUCAAGAAACUACCUCUUUUUGGGGAUAGUGGGAAUAACUGUUGUGCUCCAGAUUGUCAUCAUUGAAUUUCUUGGGAAGUUCGCUAAAACAGUCAAGCUUGAUUGGAAGCUGUGGCUCAUUUCUGUUAUUAUAGCAUUUAUCAGCUGGCCUCUUGCUGUGGUUGGAAAAUGGAUACCAGUACCUGAGGCUCAACUCAGUACAUUUAUCCGAGCAUGUCUUCGAAUCUGA